This is a messenger RNA of Branchiostoma belcheri (Belcher's lancelet), 671 nucleotides long. RefSeq names its product carbohydrate sulfotransferase 11-like. Gene Ontology annotation, biological process: carbohydrate biosynthetic process. Gene Ontology annotation, molecular function: sulfotransferase activity. The annotation marks the transcript as partial. Gene Ontology annotation, cellular component: membrane. Lineage: Eukaryota; Metazoa; Chordata; Leptocardii; Amphioxiformes; Branchiostomatidae. The record is from RefSeq and is a predicted model, not a curated record. The transcript has 4 exons.
UGCGUCUUGUAACCAAAUGAUUUUUCGUGUGCAUAGCUUAUCAAUACUGCGUUAUUAAAUGUCUUUAAAAUGACCUUUUCAUGUUCAACGUGUGAUCUGAACACUGCGGAAAAAGUGGAUUUACCAAAUUCACCAUGGACGACUGGGGUAACUUAGCGGAAGCUGAGGAGGAACAGUCCCGCAGACUGGCCACGCUUAAGGAAUACUGUAAGAAAAAUAUCUCAACGGGUGACCCAAGGAGAGUCAGUGUUCAGGGCCACCUAUUGUUUUAUGAUAACAUUAAAACAAUCUACUGCUAUAUUCCUAAGGCUGGGUGCAAAACAAUGAAAUUGUUAUUUUACAAUCUAGAGUACAAUAAAACCGAAAGGUUGAUUAGUGUUGGUACUGCCGAUUUCGAAGGAAAGGAAGCUGAUUAUAUCGCUCCUAACGCGCACAAGAGUGGUUGGAUCCACGGACGAGGGCAUAAAAAAAUGAAGCACUACAGUGAGGAAGAGUUAAGUCUGCGUCUUGCGACCUACAGGAAGAUCAUCGUUGUUCGUGACCCGUUUGAAAGGUUGGCAUCUGCGUGGCUUAACAAAUUUGUCAACAUGCCAGCACGUGGGACUUUGAGCUGGGUCAAGGGUUUAAAUCAUCGCCUGAGAAACUAUCAAGAGCGUAACCAACCAGACAAG